Messenger RNA from Mesorhabditis belari, 510 nucleotides. The record is from the annotation of a GenBank genome assembly. Lineage: Eukaryota; Metazoa; Nematoda; Chromadorea; Rhabditida; Rhabditidae.
AUGCAAUGCUUAAUCGUUCUAUUCAAUUUUCUUUUACUCUUUUAUUUUACUGAUAGCGCAGCAGCUCAACCAGCAGCAGAUGCGAUCGCAAAAAGAGCUGUUGGAGGAAAAGGAGUUCUACUUUGCGGAAAAAAGCCCAUUGAAGGAGUGAUCAUCCGACUUUUCCGCGUGGCACAAAGCAAAAAAGACGAUUUAAAUCAAAUCCUUGACGAAAAGUUAACCGGUGUCGAUGGAUCGUUUCAUAUUGACGGGAACACGAAUGGCUUUCCGUUAAAUGAGACAACGAUUGAUGGAACGCUUACUUUCUAUCAUAGUUGUGAUGAAGAUAAAGAGAAAGUGAAAAAGAAUGGCUAUCGGAAAUUCAACUACCACAUCCCACAAGAUUAUGUGAGCUAUGGAUCAAAACCGAAAAAACACUAUGACUUAGGGUAUCUCAAUCUUCAACUCGAAUUCCCUGAGGAGAAACACGAGAAAAACUUUAAAGAAUACGUAAAAGCGAGUGUCGAUUGG